This is a messenger RNA of Fundulus heteroclitus (mummichog), 2046 nucleotides long. RefSeq lists its product as uncharacterized. The record is from RefSeq and is a predicted model, not a curated record. The transcript is spliced from 2 exons. Bases 394 to 1707 code for a protein of 437 amino acids. NCBI's taxonomy places the organism in Eukaryota, Metazoa, Chordata, Actinopteri, Cyprinodontiformes, Fundulidae. Gene Ontology annotation, molecular function: zinc ion binding.
ACCGGAAGACGGGCCGAGUUGAUUCAACGUUGCCAAGCAGCAAUUUCUUCAGGCCGGGCACACCAAAUCGAUUGUUCGGUUGACAAAGGUCAAUGGCAUUCAAAGAAACUUGCUGAACAAAAUCAGAGUGGAACUACCAACAGUGAAGAUCCAUCACUUGUUCUUCAUGACUGGAAGGACUUUGAAAGCUUCAACCUGCCUCCCCUCUACAACUACGGGAAUGUGUACCGUUGGCUCGUUGAGUCUAUCCCAGCGGUAACAGCUCCUGGGACAGAAAGUGACGAUGAAACCGAUAACACAGAUGUGAUCACUGAAAAAUCCCUUCGUCGUGGGUGGCAGUAUGUUGAUUCUAACUUUGUGCAUUCUGUGAAAUUUGCCGAAAAAGGAAAUAUCAUGCACUACAAGUGUACUGUCGAGGCUUCCAUGAAAAACAUAAACUACACUGUCACUGUCGAACUGUCAUCAUUAAGUGGAGCUGUGAGAUCUGCUGGGUGCCAGUGCAAAGCAUCUGCUCUCGGACGUUGCAGUCACGUUGCUGCUUUGUUACUGCUCUUAACAAAGUAUGUAGUUGGUGCGGACAACAGUGGAAAGCCGGCCUGCACAGAGCUUCCAUGUCAAUGGAACAAAGGAAAAAAGAGAAAAACACCUGGACCUGUGAGUGAAAAAAUGUAUGGUAAGCGACCGUUAUCGAAUGUUAAAAGUUUCGAUCCACGACCGAAAGGAAGUAGUGUGACGGACAGUACCAUUAACAGUUUUCUGAACGAGUUGGCUGCUGCAAAUGUUGCAUCAGGUACUGUUAGUAUGUGGGAAACUGUAUUGUUACAUCAAUAUAGUGACUACCAGCUACCUGCUUGCCAUAGAGAGCUGCUGACUGCACAUAAAGACAGAUACCUCAGGAACCUGUCAGCACACACACCUCUGGGCUGCCAUAGUGCAAUGAUGGCUGGAACAGAGGAACAGUCCUCCUCAUCAUCUUGGGCAGCAGAACGAUACCUGAGAAUGACUGCCUCACAGAGUAAGGAGGUCCAUAAGCUGUGGCAACUUAUAAAAGACAAUGCUGAGCUCCCACCUUCAGUGAACCAGAGACUAUUGAACUUUGUCAGAAAGAAGGUGUGGGGCCUAGAUGUUGUGACAACAACAUAUAUGGAAAAUGGACUGAGGUAUGAAGAGACGGCGAGGACCUGCUACUUGGACUUCAAGCGUUGCAAUGCAGCAAACUACAGCUGUGUGAAGACAGGACUGUGGGUGUCGAGCCAGUUUCCUGAGCUGGCUUGUAGCCCUGAUGGACUUUCAUUUGACCCCCAGACGAAUGCGUUUGGUCUAGUGGAGAUUAAAGUGCUGAAGCUGCUUCAGUCGAUGUCACCACAGGAAUGUGUCCAGGCAGCAGAGAGUGGAGAGCUGAGUAGUUCUCGUCUGAGUAGCUCCUGUUUCCGGGUGAAGGAUGGACAGCUUGUCUUGGUGAGGUCCCAUCCAUACUACUACCAAAUCCAACAUCAGCUGGGGGUUGUUGGUCUUCAGUGGUGUGACUUUGUUUUGUGGUCAUCAAAGGGUGAGCCAUCAGUGGAGAGAAUACAGAGGGACGAUGGCUUUAUCAAGAUGAUUCUCGAGUCAAAUGUCAAAUUUUGGAAGUGUGUUAUCUUGCCUGAACUAAUCGAGAUGAGAGCUCCACGAAAUUUGGUUCCCUUUGUGCUGCAUGAUUUAUCCUAAUAUUUGAUCAACCAGUCACUGUGAUGAAUAUGAAAAAACAUGCCAUUUUCCAUAGUUCAUAACUGUACUUGCAAUAAUUGAAACUUUGGAUUUACUAAUUCACAGUAAGGCUUUUUCUAUUUGUUUUUUUUUUAUUUGUUUUUGUGCAGCUUUUUCCUUGGUGUAUGUGAGCAACUCAUUACCAUGUUUGAAAUGCUGCUAUUCAUUACCCUUACACUUUGAUGUUUUUUAACUUUGUGCUUUGAACUGUGGUUUUUUGUUCAUACAUUCCAGAAAAAAAACAAAAAAGUAUUUUCCUUUUUCCUUUAUUUUUUGUGAAUUAAAAAACAUGCAUGUAAA